CUUGACGUUUUUACCUGCUAUAGCAGGUUUUGUAGGUCGCGUUACGUAAAACUAAUGUUUAUUACGUAACAAUUACGUAAUGCUUCAUUACGUAAAAGCAUCGUCUAUUACAUAAGGCUUCCGUAAUGACAUUUUAAAACUGUUACAUAAAAUACACGCUCAUUACGUAAAGGUUACGUAACGAAGGUUAUUUCUUACGUAACAGUUAAAUUAGAAGUGUUACGUAAGACUUCUGCAAUGACUUACCACAUUACGUAACUUGAUUAAUAUCAUUACGUAAAAGGACCAUCCAUUACGUAAGGCUUCCGUAAUGCCACUUUAAAACUAUUACGUAAAGUAUGCAUCUAUUACGUAAAGGUUACGUAACGAUAGUUAUUUCUUACGUAACAGUUAAAUUAGAAGUGUUACGUAAACCUUUCGUAAUGAUUCAACAGAUUACGUAACGAAAGAUUAAUAUUCAUUACGUAAAAUGAGUGUCUAUUACGUAAGGUUUCCGUAAUGACAUUUUUCAACUAUUACGUAAGAUAAACACACAUUACGUAACCAUUACGUAAUGCCUAUUGUAUUUUACGUAAUGCGACUUGUGAAACCUGUUAUAGCAGGUCAAAAACAUCAAGUUACCAUAACUUCAAAGUAUUGUAGGAAUUUCCAAACAUAUAUGGUUGCUCACCAGAAAACUGGAUAGGUGGUUUGAACGGAGGUCCGAUUACUGAAAGCUGGUUAAGCGGCAACAGAAUAUAUAACAGUUCUUAUUAUUACAUCACCAAAGACCGAUGGCGAUGGGAUUGAUUAAUUAGCAGCUUAAUUAUUUCUUCAACGCAUUGAUGAAACUUCCAUGAAACUCUCCUAACUCGUAAUUAUAGGCACGACGACUCGUUUCUUCAUUCAAUUUCUCUCUUUACUUUUCAGUAUUCUCUUAAUUUUUAAUGAAUAAUAUAUAUUUUCUUUUAAUCAGUUUUUUUUACAAAAGAUAAUCUUAUAUUGAUUGAGAGAAAUAGACAGUUACGCUCUGGAAUUCAGUCAGGUCUGAUAAUCAAAACGACUUGUAGUCGGGUACAAAGAAAGGGCUUUUCGAGCUACCAAAUGAGCUACCUUAUUGCGACGCCGACCUACAAAUCGAACAGUAAAACCCAUGUUCAUGUCAAACAACUGGACAAUCUCCUCGAGAAUCGAUCCCACUCGAUUAUCCCUAAUCCUGCCGAAAAAUCUUCUCAAUGAUCACCUGGGCAUCUCCCUCAAAACGUAUCACAUUAAAGCCACUAGUCAAACACCAAAAGACUGCCUCUUGAAGAACAAACGCCUCACUCACCAUAGGAUCAUCAAUCGCCGGGAGCUGAAUCCCCUUGACUAAGAGGAUCGCUCUAUCAGGACUCAUGAUAACCCUGCUCGAUUAUACAUUUAUACCCAAUAAAAUGCUAAACACUUUAAUAUUAUUUUUCCCCCGAUGGUUUUAAGUUUUAACAAUGUUGUUGGGGGCUAUCUUGCACUCGAGUUAGACUAUUUUGUAUAAAGAAACAACUCACCUCUCUCAAACAAACAGAAGAAGAAAAAAAAAAGGGGCCUCAGUCGAAGUUUUGCUGCCUUGCUCCCUGCCAAUAUUUAGACCGACCAUUCCCAAACGAUGUCGCCGAAAAUUGGCCACCGCCGUCGGCGGAAUCCGGGGUGGUCAAGAAUCUUCGUUUUCAUGUUCUUCGCAACCGUUUAUUAUGCCGCGAUCAUUGAUAUUACGGCGGUGCCGGGGCAGAGUAGCAGUAAUAACGCGAAGGUGGGGGUGAACGUCGCCAAGUUUCUCGACUUCAACAGAGCCGAUGCUGUCCGACAGGUGGAGCCGAGCUGCGUGGAAAUGGCGAUUUCCGAUCUCUACGGUUGGCAGCCGAACUACACCGCCCGCCUCCUGAUCAACACCAGGGAUUCCCGCAGAGUCGAGGUUGUUCAAGCUGCUGCUUCAGCCCCAAAUAACGUGCAAGUCCAAGCAAUCCUGGGCCCAAAAACGUCAAUAGAGGCCGACUACAUGAUGCCACUGCGAGAAAAAGCCCAAGUUCCCAUCACUUCAUUCUCCGAAUCAAGCCCAGCAGUCGUUUCCAUCGGCAGCCCGUACUUCUUCCGUCAAAAUGACUCGACGCAAGCCAACGCCACCACCGCCAUAGCCAAAUCCGUCGGCCGGCAACAAAGCAUCCCGAUCGACGUCGACAACGCCUUUGGACAAUGCAUCGUCCCUUCCUCAGUCGACUCCCUCGAAGCCGUCGACGCCUGCGCCAUUUUCCAAUCGUCUUACGAGGUUGUGAAUGUACAUGGGAACGGAACUAGAGUUGCUGCGUUUUGGACAUCUGGCGAGAUGCUGGUUAAAGAACUGAUGAACUCGUCGACGUGGGUAACAAGCUCGCCGUUGAGGGAAAUCCUGGGGCCGAUGAUAUGGCCGGGGGAUCGGGCAAUGGCUCCGAAAGAGUCCGGGAUCACGACGAGCGGGAAGAAGCUGAGGAUCGGCGUCCCCAUGAGAGACGGAUUCAGCGAGUUUGUUUCUGUGACUACAGAUCCCGAAACCAACAAGACGAGCGUGACUGGCUACUCCAUUGAUGUCUUCGAAGCCGUCGUCCAGAUGCUGCCUUAUGCGCUUCCCUUAGAGUAUGUGCCUUUCGCCGGGACUUAUGACGACCUUGUCUAUCAGGUCAUUUUAGGGAACUUCGACGCGGUCGUCGGAGAUAUCACCAUCAUUGCCGAUAGGUCAAAGUACGUCGACUUCUCGCUACCGUACACAGAAACAGGAGUGUCGAUGGUGGUGCCGAAGAGAACAGACGGGAGCAAGAAUGCGUGGUUGUUCUUGAAGCCACUGACGUGGAAUAAUGUUUGGGUCACUGUGUUCUUCCUCUUCCUCUUUAUUGGGUUCGUGGUGGUGUGGGUACUCGAGCACAAGAUGCUCAGUAAGGAUUUCAGAGGGCCGCCUAAUUCACAUGAAGCUGGGACUAGCAUCUGGUUCUCCUUCUCCGCCUUGGUCUUCGCUCAAAGAGAAUACGCGGCGGCGAGCAACCUGGUGAGGACGGUGGUGAUAAUAUGGUGCUUUGUGGUGCUGAUCAUGACGAUGAGUUACACCGCCAGCUUCACGAGCCUUCAAACUAUGCAAGGGCUGCAGCCGACGGCGGCAGACAUGAACGAGCUGCUGAGGAAGGGAGAAUUUGUUGGGUACCAGGACGGAUCGUUUGUGCGCGACCUACUGAAACAAUUGGGGUUCCGAGAUGACAGGCUCGUCCCUUACCAUAACUUGGACGACUGUGACUCGCUUUUCGGCCAGGGGAAAAUUGCAGCGGCCUUCGAUGAAGUUCCAUACAUCAAGCUGUUCUUGGCCCGGCAUUACUCCAAGUACAGGAUGAUCAACCCGACUUAUAAAACUGGCGGCUUUGGCUUUGUCUUCCCCAAAGGCUCCCCACUAGUUCCAGACAUUUCAAGAGCAGUCCUGAGCGUAGCUGAGGGAGAUAAGAUGGCCAAAAUAGAAGAAGCAAGAAUUGGGAAGAAGAGGAGGUGGCUGGAGGAAUCUAGUACCUCGGUUUCUUCAGAGAACCAGCUUGGGCUAGAAAGCUUCAGGGGACUGUUUCUGAUUGCUGGAGUGGCUACAGUUUCAGCACUCUGUAUUUUUGCCGCAGUGUCCAUUUACAAGCACAGGAAGCUUCUGGUGCCCGAAGAAGACGAUUCGCAAUCAAACCCUUCCUUCUGGAGAAGAAUUCUGAAUCCGUUCACGAUCUGCUACAAGAUAAAUCCCACAUGCCAUACUUCCAGGGACGACAGAGUUGGUACUGAGGUUCAUCUUGCCAACAUGAAUGCGAUGACUCCCUCCGCGUUUCCUGUUCGCAUGGACUUUUCCAUGGAUUCACCUCAAUCGCCUACUCCGCUGAUAGAAUCUCUGUGGAUUCAACCCACAGACCUACUCCGCUGAUAGAAGCUUCGUCAGAGUUGCAUGACAACACAGUAGCUUAGGCAGGUGCGAUGAACAUAGAUUCGCAUCCGGAAGCUUCUGGUGCCCGAAGAAGACGAUUCGCAAUCAAACCCUUCCUUCUGGAGAAGAAUUCUGAAUCCGUUCACGAUCUGCUACAAGAUAAAUCCCACAUGCCAUACUUCCAGGGACGACAGGGUUUGUAACGAGGUUCGUCUGGCCAAUAUGAAUGCGAUGACUCCCUCCGCGUUUUCUGUUCGCAUGGAGUUUCAUAUGGAUUCGCCUCAAUCGCCUACUCCGCUGAUAGAGUCUUUGUGGAUUCAACCCAAAGACCUACUCCGCUGAAAGAAGCAAUUCGUCGGAGUUGCACGACAACACAGUAGCUUAGAAAGGUGUGAUGAACAUCGGAGUAGAAAAGGACACAUUGCUGAUGCUAACACUAAAGAAGAAAUUACGAGACACCAAGAAAGAUGGUAUGAUCGAUGACGAAACAAAAUCCGUCCUAGUAAAGUAUGAGAACAUGUAGUUUAUUCUCAUAGUUUCUUGUGUAUAGUUGGUUCAUGGUAAAGUAUGAUGACGAAACAUAAAUCUUCCGCUCAUCUCUGUCACUAUAGAACAGUAACAGUAGUUUCUAUACUAAUUCUCAACCAACUUAAUUAAUCCUCGUCAUAGUAGGGAACUUCCUGCUUACCAGCCUAUUGUGAUCUGUUCGUUUACAAUAUCUGCAAAAUAGCUUGUCUGAACCCAACCCCCCCCCCCCCCCUCUCUCGCUUUCCCUUAUACUGAUCCCUUCUAGAUUGUUUGUGUUAGAAAGAAGGUUUCUAACGCGUUCGGGAUUGGGGAAAUUAACUAGAUCAAUUAGGGAUUGAUCUAGCUAGGAACUGGACUUGGGAAUUUUAGAACAAAAGGGAAGGGGGAAGAAGCUUGCUGCUGCCGCAGCUUUUGGGAAGAGGAGAGGAAGAAGGGAAGACGCAGGGAAGGAGAGAGAGAGAUUAGGAUUUAGGUUUUCGUUAUGUGAUUGCUUAAUGAAAAUAAGACCACUACUACAGAUUAUACGUAAAUACUUCAAUUACUACACAUAUACGCAUUUUAUUCUUGUAAAACUUUCAUAUAUUCAUAUUAUUGUCAAUCCGUUUUAUUUUUUUUCGUUUUAUAACAUAUUUAAUAUUCAUAUGUAAUAAAAUUAAUUGGUAAGG
Linum trigynum is the source of this 5118-nucleotide messenger RNA. The record is from the annotation of a GenBank genome assembly. Lineage: Eukaryota; Viridiplantae; Streptophyta; Magnoliopsida; Malpighiales; Linaceae.